UUUCACCAGGAUGAUAUCACGAGCCCUCUUGGUGCUCAAAUUUUCGAUUUUUGUGAUCCGCAACUGUUUCAAGAAACCUUCAAUCAGUCCACUGAAGUCACCUCUGCCUCAAACAUUCUUGACAAAUCUGGGAGCUUCCAUGACAACCACAGUGGUAAUUCAAAUACCAACACAAUCACAACCACAACAACCGAGAACAGUAACACCUACACAAACAACAAAUUUCAAGAUGAUGAAGACGACAAUAUUAAUGCAGAUAUGUCCACAAUUUUCGAUUCACAUGAAGAUUUUGAAAACGACAUAGUCGCUUCAAUCGAUUUCUCAUCAUCCUCUAUGCAAUAUCCAGCUCUAGAUCAUCUCCUUACAACAACAAAUGAAGAUCAGUUUGAUUUCGCACCAGGAGUUCAAGCUGUUCAUCAGCUUCCUAACAUAUCAUACUCUGGAGACACUCUGACUCUACCACAUGUUUCCUCUUUAGCUCCUCCUCCUUUACCAUUAGAGAUUUUCGAAGAAGAUUGCCUUUCUUCUGUCCCAAGUUACAGUAUUGGCUUAAACCCUACUUCCCCUUUCUUCCGUGCAUCCGGUUUACCAACACAUACGGUGAAUAUGAACACCGGUUUAUUAUCUUCUGAAAGUAAUUCCGGUUUAUAUCCUGGUCAUGUUCAUAUGGGACCAGAAUUCAACAAACCACGUGAUCACUUGAUGGAUUUUCAAGCGGACAAUGGUGGAUUUUUCUGGUUUAAUCCAGAUGAUCUCCAGGUAAAAUUGAAAAUUAAUUUGGAUAUUCUGUCACAUUUAACUGGUUCACGUUUAUUAAAAAACGUGUGACUUGGUAAAUGCCUACCAAAUGCUAACCAAUUUAUCAAAUAAACCGGUCUAGUGCAGCUAAAUUCCGGGUUUUUUACUUGGUUAUCUCCAGUCCAAAACUUUUUGUGUUUGGUUAUAAAGAAACAUGACCGGUUCAAUAUUGCUAACCGGGUAAUUGUUUGUUGAGAAGGCACUUAAUAGCAUCGAGAACCAGAGCCACUUAGUGGUACUUCAGACGCAUCCACCAUUAGGACCGGUCGAGGUAACCGGUUUAGAAGACUCUACGUUAAAUAAAGUAGUGAAACUCUCCUCCGAACAAAGGAAAGAGAAGAUUCAUAGGUACAUGAAGAAGAGGAACGAAAGGAACUUUAGCAAGAAAAUCAAGGUUCUGUUUUUGCUUAUCAAACCGGAAUAAACUUUUGGUUAUUGUUAUUCCAUUUAUAUAUUUUUUUGUUAUAGUAUGCGUGUAAGAAAGCAUUGGCAGAUAGUCGUCCAAGAGUUAGAGGAAGAUUUGCAAAGAAUGAUGAAUUUGGUGAACUACAUAAACAUGGUUCUUCAAGCCAUCAUUAUGAGGAAGACGAGGACGGUGUAAGAACCCGGGUUUAUAUAAAUUUUUGUUUAAUUGGAGUGUGGAUCUGAACUAAACCAUUUCUAUUUACAGGUGAGGGUGAAGGAUGAGGAACAAUUAGUAGAUUCUUCAGACAUUUUUGCACACAUUAGUGGACCCAAUUCCUUCAAGUGCAACUACCCAAUUCAAUAUUGGACUUGAUUUCAAGUCCUACAUCUUAAUUAAAGACUCAUGUUUAUAACAUGAUUCUUAUAGUCUUAUAUAUAAGUUAAAUAGUACUUCUAUAGAGCAAUUACUUGUUACUUAAUUAGUAUAUUUUAUCUUUGUAACAAAACAAACGAAUAACUAAAAAGAAGAAGGGUAUAAAGGACGCUUAGGCAGGUUUGGAUGAAAUAAAACAAUAGUGAAGAAGAAAGUUUACUACAUUACAUAUAUGAGAUGUCUUGUAUUUUGAAUAGUUAAGUUGUAUUCUUUUCACCUGAAGACUAUAUAUAUGUGUAAAACAUUUGAAUGUUAAUCAUGCAUCUAAUAAUACCCGGUAUGGAGGAUUGGGCCAACAAAGGUUUAUAGAUGGAUUAUUUGAUAAGGGCUUCUCUCUUCUAUAUACAAAGGUAAAUAUAGUAGUAACUGUGUAGUAAAACAGUUUCUUAUAUUUUCUUGAUUGUUUUCUUUUGAUCCGUUGCUGAAAAUUGAAAACCAUGUGUGAAAAACUGAAAACUGUUAUAAAUCAAUUGGUGUAUGUGCAUAACCGACCCGGUCCAUAACCGGCCCAUAUACUUAGAGAGAGACGGUCCAACCCUAGAGAGAGAGG
This is a messenger RNA of Brassica napus (rape), 2186 nucleotides long. RefSeq lists its product as uncharacterized. The annotation marks the transcript as partial. The record is from RefSeq and is a predicted model, not a curated record. NCBI's taxonomy places the organism in Eukaryota, Viridiplantae, Streptophyta, Magnoliopsida, Brassicales, Brassicaceae. The transcript has a single exon.